This is a messenger RNA of Anastrepha obliqua, 399 nucleotides long. RefSeq lists its product as uncharacterized. The transcript is spliced from 2 exons. The record is from RefSeq and is a predicted model, not a curated record. NCBI's taxonomy places the organism in Eukaryota, Metazoa, Arthropoda, Insecta, Diptera, Tephritidae. Bases 144 to 263 code for a protein of 39 amino acids.
GUAAACAACCUAAGCGGAUAAAGUAAAGCAUGCUGUAAAGUAAUACAUUCUACAACAGUCACAACAACAACAGCAACAGCAAUCAGCGCGCAAAUAAAAUCAACAAAAUUGAAAAAUAAAAAGGAACUUGGCCAUUCUUCGCAAUGGUUUUGCUGCGCGUUAUAAAAUAUCUUGUGGGUUGUGUAGUGCGUUUGUGCGAGGAACUAAACCAGAAUAUGCUGUCAUGGAAAAUGCUCAAAUACCGAGUGUUGCAAGAAAGCUGACUACUGAGCGCAUAAUAAUUCGCUUGCCAUUUAUUGCCGUGGAUGAAUUGCUGAAUAUAUUUGAAAUGAUGUAGCGGAGUUGGGAAAGUGUUGAAGUUCGUAACUUAAGUCUUUCAUUUUUGAGAGUGCAACUUGG